This is a messenger RNA of Phytophthora nicotianae INRA-310, 189 nucleotides long. RefSeq lists its product as hypothetical. NCBI's taxonomy places the organism in Eukaryota, Oomycota, Peronosporomycetes, Peronosporales, Peronosporaceae. The coding region runs from base 1 to 189 and encodes 62 amino acids. The record is from RefSeq and is a predicted model, not a curated record. The transcript has 2 exons.
AUGACUCCUAUCACGACGGAAGUCUCCACUAAGUUCGGUGGAUCACAUUUCAGUUAUUGGUCACUUGAACGUCUACCCAUCCGAGACUAUGUGGAGGCACCACGCAAGAAAUUGACGUGUCGGACAACCAUUUACCCGCUACCACACCAGAAACACCAAAUCGACAUCGCAGACCAGCACCAGGAAUGA